Cornus florida is the source of this 2038-nucleotide messenger RNA. Its product is annotated as endoglucanase 5. Gene Ontology annotation, biological process: carbohydrate metabolic process. The record is from RefSeq and is a predicted model, not a curated record. Gene Ontology annotation, molecular function: carbohydrate binding; hydrolase activity, hydrolyzing O-glycosyl compounds. NCBI's taxonomy places the organism in Eukaryota, Viridiplantae, Streptophyta, Magnoliopsida, Cornales, Cornaceae. Bases 1 to 1968 code for a protein of 655 amino acids. The transcript has 11 exons.
AUGGAACAGAUUGGACAAAGUGGAAACAAGCGAGAUGUCGAAGGUUCAAGUCCCGUAGGGAAAAAAGUGUUUGUUUCAGUUUCAAAUAGGAAAAAAAAAAUACACUUCCUUCUUUUAAUCUUCUUGGCAUUGUUAGCAGCUGCCAUAAUAGGCUCUGAGGCAACCAUUGUCGGUAGCUUUAAUUACGGUGAUGCCCUUGACAAAAGCUUGAUGUUUUUUGAGGCUCAAAGGUCCGGCAAACUACCUGUAAAUCAAAGAGUAAAAUGGCGCGGCAAUUCUGGACUUAGAGAUGGCUUCCUUCAAGGAGUGGACUUGGUGGGAGGGUAUUAUGAUGCAGGGGAUCAUGUGAAGUUUGGGCUGCCAAUGGCAUUUACAGUGACAAUGCUUUCAUGGGGAGCAGUUGAGUACAGGAAAGAGAUUGUGAGUCAGAACCAGAUGGGACACACUUUGGGUGCCAUCAAAUGGGGAACUGAUUACUUCAUCAAAGCACAUACUCAGCCUAAUGUUCUAUGGGGACAGGUAGGGGAUGGAGAAUCCGAUCAUUAUUGUUGGGAGCGAGCCGAGGACAUGACAACUCCCAGGACUGCCUACAAAAUUGAUCCAAAUAACCCCGGCUCCGAUCUUGCCGGCGAAACUGCAGCCGCCAUGGCUGCAGCUUCUCUAGCAUUCAGGCCUUACAACUCUUCCUACUCUGAUCUUCUCUUAGUGCAUGCAAAACAGCUUUUCUCAUUUGCUGAUAGAUUUAGAGGCUUGUAUGAUGAAUCCAUAGACUGUGCUAAGGAGUUCUAUACUUCGUCUGGUUAUUCGGAUGAGCUGCUGUGGGCUGCUACAUGGCUCUUCCGAGCAACCAAAGACGAGUACUAUCUGAGAUAUGUCGCGGAGAACGCUGUCUCUAUGGGUGGAACUGGAUGGGCAGUCAGAGAAUUUUCCUGGGACAACAAAUAUGCUGGAGUACAAAUUCUUCUUUCUAAGGUUUUGUUGGAGAGACAUGGUGGAGCAUACACUUCAACACUGCAGCAAUAUCAUGCCAAAGCAGAUUUUUUUGCUUGUGCUUGUAUGCAAAAGAAUGAUGGCUACAAUGUCCCCAUGACUCCUGGGGGCUUACUGUACUUGCAUGAAUGGAACAACAUGCAAUAUGCUUCCUCUGCUGCAUUUCUUCUUGCUGUCUACUCCGGUUAUCUCUCCGAGGCAAAUGCUGUGCUCAGAUGUCCGGAUGCCCAAAUUCAACCUCAUGAGCUAUUCAAUUUUGCUAAGUCACAGGCUGAUUAUUUUCUGGGCAAGAACCCCAAGUCCAUAAGCUACUUGGUUGGUUAUGGGCAACACUAUCCUCUUCAUGUUCACCAUAGAGGUGCUUCCAUUGCCCCCAUAUCCGUUCUCCGGGCAUCAGUUGGUUGUGUGGAAGGAUUCGAGACAUGGUAUCAUCGCACUGAGGGAAAUCCUAAUGUCAUUUAUGGAGCCCUGGUGGGAGGUCCCAACAAGAAUGAUGAGUUCUCCGAUGAUCGUUCCAAUUACGAAGAAACCGAGCCUACACUUACUGCCUGUGCUCCUCUGGUAGGCCUCUUCUCUAAGUUGCAGAGUGUGUAUCAUCAAAAUUCACCAAUGCCACUUCAAACAACACCAAGUGAGUAUCAGAAAACCUCGAUGCAUUCUGAAAAAGACAAAACCAAAUUUGUUGCAGCUGUCCCAGUUGAAUUCCUUCACUCAAUUUCAUCUUCAUGGAGUAUUGGAAGAACAACUUAUUACCGGCACAAGGUGAUAAUCAAGAAUGUUUCUCAGAAACCAAUCACCAAUCUGAAGUUGAGAGUUGAAAACCUCACAGGGUCUCUAUAUGGUCUCUCCCCAACUCAAGAAAAGGGCACCUAUGAGCUUCCUCAAUGGCUAAAGGUCUUGAACCCCGGUUCAGAUUGCAGUUUUGUUUAUGUACAAGGGGGUCCCCAAGCCAAAGUACUGGUUCAAAGCUACCAUUAGCCGCCCACGAGGAUUUAGAUUGAAAUUUGCUCUGAUAAAUUUCCACGGACGGAUUUGGAUUGGUUAUUCU